Thalassophryne amazonica is the source of this 2195-nucleotide messenger RNA. RefSeq names its product zinc finger protein 207, b (gene znf207b). Bases 127 to 1599 code for a protein of 490 amino acids. Gene Ontology annotation, cellular component: nucleus. The record is from RefSeq and is a predicted model, not a curated record. The transcript has 11 exons. Lineage: Eukaryota; Metazoa; Chordata; Actinopteri; Batrachoidiformes; Batrachoididae.
GUGAGGUAACUUCCUGUAUCAAAGCGCCAUUUUCGGCUUGGUCAGUGGGCUGCAUCAUGCUAUCAUUAAACAGAUAAUAAAACCGGUGUUUAGUUUUGUAAAGCCGCUUUGUACGUUUGUUGAAACAUGGGACGGAAAAAGAAGAAGCAGAUGAAGCCAUGGUGCUGGUAUUGCAAUCGAGACUUUGAUGAUGAAAAGAUUCUCAUCCAGCAUCAGAAAGCUAAGCAUUUUAAAUGCCAUAUUUGCCACAAGAAGUUGUACACAGGUCCUGGCUUGGCCAUUCAUUGCAUGCAGGUACACAAAGAGACAAUUGACAGUGUGCCAAAUGCAAUUCCUGGAAGAUUGGACAUUGAGCUGGAAAUUUACGGCAUGGAAGGAAUUCCAGAGAAAGACAUGCAGGAAAGAAGGCGAACAUUAGAACAGAAGUCACAAGAGAGUCAGAAGAAGAGGGGAGGCAAUCAAGACGACUCUGAUGAAGAUGACGAUGAUGAUGAACCUGGGCCAUCUAUUCCCCAGGGUGCUUCUGUCCAGCCUCAGACAGGCUACGCCACGCCAAUCACCCAGCCUGGGAUGAUUCCUGUAGUUAGUGCACCGGGGAUGCCUCCUGGGGGAUAUCAAGGAAUGCCGCCAAUGAUGCCAGGUGUUCCUCCCAUGAUGCAUGGUAUGCCUCCUGGCAUGCAUGGAAUGCCACCAGGGAUGAUGCCAGUGGCAGGGAUGAUGCCACCAAUGAUGCCAGGGAUGCAUGGAAUACCUCCAGAAAAAGGUCAUUGGUCCUGUGUUGUUGAUUCUUCAGGGAUGCCGCCUCACAUGGCUCCAAGGCCCGCGAUGCCUCACAUGGCUCCAGCCCCAGCAGCAGCAGCAGUGAUACCAAACCGACCAGCAGCGCCCACACCCCAGCCUCCUGUCUCCAAACCUCUGUUCCCCAGUGCAGUACAGAUGGGUUCUGGUGUUAACAGCAGCACUGUAGCUGUUUCCUCUUCACCUGCAGACCUUCACUCUGCCUCCUCCCAGCCUCCCUUUCCUAACGUGUCACAAGCCCAACAGAGCUCUUCAGGAGCUGCAGCUUCAAGCACCCACAGCACAUCUGCCUCUGCCGAACCGCCCAAAGCAACAUUCCCUGCCUACACCCAGCCCUCUGUCUCUUCUUCCUCUUCUGUUUCCACUUCUUCUUCUAAUCCCUCUAGCAGCACUGUGGCCAAAACCCCAGCCACAGUGACCAGUAAGCCUGCUGCCCUCACCACAACGAGUGCAACCAGUAAGUUGAUCCACCCUGAUGAGGAUAUCUCACUGGAAGAGAUGAAGGCCCAGUUGCCUCGUUAUCAACGUCUUAUACCCAGGCCGGGCCAAGCCCAUGUGGCUGCUCCCCCGGUGGCAGCUGUGUGCAGCAUGAUGCCCUCACAGCAAGGCUUGCCUCCGCAGCAGCCAGGCAUGAGGCAUCCCAUGCAUGGUCAGUAUGGUGCCCCUCCACAGGGCAUGCCAGGCUACAUGCCUGGUGGUAUGCCUCCAUAUGGGCAGGGUCCUCCUAUGGUGCCCCCUUUCCAAGGCGGGCCUCCCAUGGGUAUGAGGCCUCCGGUCAUGUCUCCAGCUGGACGCUACUGAAGCAGCAAAGCAGCUGCCACACUAGGUUUGAGGUUAACGCCUUUCUCAUCCUUGUGCUUUUUCGAACCUAGCUGCAAGUGAAGAGCGGUUAAGACCAGUGGUGGUGAAGACUAAAAUUACUCACUAAAAACAUGGACAUUUAAUGUCAAUAUUGUGAAAAGAGAUAAACUCCACAUAAGUUCCUGACAGCCAUUUGGUGAUUUGGUUAAUUGUGAGAAUAUAUAUUUUCCUCCCAUAGGUUUCACUCAGGUUUCUAGAAGUGAAGUGUUUAAAUGAUUCAGUUUUCUUUUUGAAGCUGCUGGAGUUACAUGAACGUACCAACCCCUUACAAAGGCAAGUUCCUCUAGUAAACAUUUUCUUUUAGUAGAUUGAGGCCCUCACAGCAUGUUUAGGUGCUGUUGGACUUAACGUCCCCAACUAUGGUUGGUGAGGGUCUCAGUGAUUAAAUCCAACUAUUUAGUAUUAAAGACUCAUCAGUGUCCAGCUUUAUUCUUGUUCCGGGUUUACUUUUAAUAUUUCUUGAUCGCUAGGGUACCUGUAUGCAUCCUUUGUAAUGUUUUAUGAUUCUGUUGUAAUAAAACCAUCUUGAAAUCCAA